GCGAGGGAGGGAGCGCGGCCGGAGGAGGGCGGGGGGUGGGGGGAUUUCCAGCCGCGGCUCUUCGCAGUUUCCUCUCCUUGUUUUGCUUUCGAUCUGGACUGUUCUCAGGCAAGCCGGGGAGUAACUUUUAGUUUUGCUCCUGCGAUUAUUCAACUGACGGGCUUUCAUUUCCAUUUCACACACCCUAGCAACACUUACACCUUGCGGAAUUGUAUUGGUAGCGUGAAAAAAGCACACUGAGAGGGCACCAUGCCGGUGGAAAGGAUGCGCAUGCGCCCGUGGCUGGAGGAGCAGAUAAACUCCAACACGAUCCCAGGGCUCAAGUGGCUUAACAAGGAGAAGAAGAUUUUUCAGAUCCCCUGGAUGCAUGCUGCUAGACAUGGGUGGGACGUGGAGAAAGAUGCACCACUCUUUAGAAACUGGGCAAUCCACACAGGAAAGCAUCAACCAGGAGUAGAUAAACCUGAUCCCAAAACAUGGAAGGCGAAUUUCCGAUGUGCCAUGAACUCCUUGCCUGAUAUUGAAGAAGUGAAGGAUAAAAGCAUAAAAAAAGGCAACAACGCGUUCAGAGUCUACCGAAUGCUGCCCCUGUCGGAGCGGCCUUCUAAGAAAGGAAAGAAACCAAAGACAGAGAAAGAAGACAGAGUUAAGCACAUCAAGCAAGAACCAGUUGAGUCAUCUCUGGGGCUUAGUAAUGGAGUAAGUGAUCUUUCUCCCGAGUAUGCGGUCCUGGCUUCAGCUAUAAAAAAUGAAGUGGAUAGUACGGUGAACAUCAUAGUCGUAGGACAAUCCCAUCUGGACGGCAACAUCGAGGAUCAAGAGAUUGUCACCAACCCGCCGGACAUUUGCCAAGUUGUAGAGGUGACCACUGAGAGCGACGAGCAGCCGGCCAGCAUGAGCGAGCUGUACCCUCUGCAGAUCUCACCCGUGUCUUCCUACGCGGAAAGUGAAACGACUGACAGUGUGCCCAGCGAUGAAGAGAGCACCGAGGGGCGGCCACACUGGCGGAAGAGAAAUAUUGAAGGCAAACAGUACCUCAGCAACAUGGGGAUGCGAGGCCCCUACCAGCUGCCAGGGAUGGCAAGCUUCGUCACUUCCAGCAAACCGGACCUCCAGGUCACCAUCAAAGAUGAGAGUCGUCCGGUGCCUUACAACAGCUCCUGGCCCCCUUUUCAAGACCUCCCCCUUUCUUCCUCCAUGACUCAAGCAUCCAGCAGCAGUCGGCCAGACCGGGAGACCCGGGCCAGCGUCAUCAAGAAAACAUCGGAUAUCACCCAGGCCCGCGUCAAGAGCUGUUAAGCCUCUGACUCUCCCCGGUGAUUGUUGGGGUUUCUUGGCUUUGUUUGUUGUUUGUUUGUAUUUUUUUUUCUCUCUGACACCUAUUUUAGACAAAUCUAAGGGAAAAAGCCUUGACAAUAGAACAUUGAUUGCUGUGUCCGACUCCAGCACUGGAGCUGCUUUUUAACUCAGGACUCCAGCCCCUUGGUAGACGUGUGUUUCUAGAGCCUGCUGGAUCUCCCAGGGCUAUCGCUCAAGUUCAAGGACCAACAAGGGCAGUGGAGGUGCCGCAUUGCCCGCGGUCAAGGCCGGCAAGGUGGAGUGGAUGCCUCAGAAUGGACGAGAUAAUGUGAACUAGCUGGAAUUUUUUAUUCUUGUGAAUAUGUACAUAGGGCAGCACGAGCGACAUUGCAGUCUGCUUCUGCACCUUAUCUUAAAGCACUUACAGAUAGGCCUUCUUGUGAUCUUGCUCUAUUUCACAGCACAUUCUCUGCCCAUUACCCAGCCUCCCCUCCCCUCCCCUCCCCUUCCCUCCCCUUCCCUCCCCUCCCUUCCCAUCCCCUCCCAUCCCUUCCCAUCCCUUCCCAUCUCGCUCUUUUCCUACUUUUCCUUCCCUCAAAGCUUCCAUUCCACAUCCAGAGGAGAAGAAGGAAAUGAACUUAUCUACAGAUGUCCCAUUUUAAGACUGCUUAAAAAAAAAUCCUUCUAAUCUGCUAUGCUUGAAUGCCACGCGGUACAAAGGAAAAAGCUAUCAUGGAAAUAUUAUGCAAAUUCCCAGAUUUGAAGACGAAAAUACUCGAAUUCUAACCAGAGCAAGCUUUUUUAUUUUUUAUACAGGGGAAUAUUUUAUUCAAGGUAAAAUUCUAAAUAAAAUAUAAUUGUUUUUUAUCUUUUCUACAGCAAAUUUAUAAUUUUAAGAUUCCUUUUCUUGUUUAUCAGCAGUUGUUAUGACAUCCUUGUGGCACAUUUUUUUUUUAAAUUUUGUAAAGGUGAAAAAAGCUUUUAUGAGCUCAUGUAGCAAUCAGAUUAUCCUGUGGAUUGAUAAUAAAUGAAUAUGAUAUAUAGUUAAAUUUUUAA
Messenger RNA from Callithrix jacchus (white-tufted-ear marmoset), 2355 nucleotides. RefSeq names its product interferon regulatory factor 2 (gene IRF2). Gene Ontology annotation, molecular function: RNA polymerase II cis-regulatory region sequence-specific DNA binding; DNA-binding transcription factor activity, RNA polymerase II-specific. Gene Ontology annotation, cellular component: nucleus. Lineage: Eukaryota; Metazoa; Chordata; Mammalia; Primates; Cebidae. The record is from RefSeq and is a predicted model, not a curated record. Gene Ontology annotation, biological process: immune system process; regulation of transcription by RNA polymerase II.